AAACGCCAAUACUUAUAAAAACAAACUUUCAAGUUUCAAAUGGAAUUAAGAUUAAUAAAAAGUUAAAGUCAGUUCAAACGGUUCAAGUCAGUUCAAAUUGGUUCAUACUGAGUUGCUUAGAGUCAGUUUAACUGAUCCUGAUCAACAUUGCCUUUAGAUCGAGAAUUUUUAUCAUAAUAUUUAAUUCUAAAACAAAUAUUAUAAAUAAAAUUACAAACUUAUUAAUGAUGUAUUUUCAUAAUUCAUUUCUUUCUCAUUUCGACAAAAUGGGCUAAACGCUUAACCAUACAAUUGAGGGUCAAUUACAAAUAGGUUAUUGUCUACAAGAGCUGAAACGCGUACUCAAGUUCGGGUUACACGAUUUUAUCAGCCAAUAAUAUAAAUCCCGAUUAAAAAUCCGAACGCGCAACUUUAGGAAUGGCUCGUCGGCUUUUAUAGAUCUAAUAUCCCUUUUUUAAAAAAAUUUGUUAAGCUAAUGUCUCAUUUCAAGAGUAAAAUUGAUUUUAUGAUUGAAGAAUACCUUGUAGACGCGGGAAAAUAUUAUGCACAAAAGAAUGAACGACGUGCAUCUACUUCAGAACUUGAAGAUUACAAAAAGACCUUCUCCAAUAAAGUUAAUAAGUAUGUUAAAGAAUUCGAAGAUGAAGUUAGUGAAAAACUUAAAAAUAAGGAUUGGGAUAAAGAAUUUAACAAACUCAAAAACAAAGAAGAUAUAUCAAAAGACAAGUGGAUUCGUCAAGCAAGAUCACUAUAUAUUGAAAAACUUUACUCUCAUAUAUGGAAAUCAUUAAAGAAAAGUUUUUUAUCAAAAUAUAACAAAGAACCUCAAGAAAAAGAUUUAAUUGAAUUCCCAAAAAUUGCUGCUGUUUAUUUCUAUAGAAAAGUUCUGGGGUCGCUACGUAAGGGAUCGGUUAUUAAAGAAUCAAAACGUGAAAAUUCAAAAAAUGCUGCACCCAAUGGUGUCAUUACACGUUAUGGGUUCCACGGCGAAAAACGUGAAAGUGUUGAUUUACUUAUUAACCACCAUCAUGAUCGCGUCAAUAAAUUGGUAAAGGGUAAAAAUGGAGCGUCAUCAUUUAAUCAUGAUCCUCAGAAGAUACGUCCAAAAAGUCUCAAUCCUUUCCUUCAGAUUAUAAAACAAGGCAAUGAUUCACAAAAAACAAUAGCUAAAAGGCUUUCGGAAGGUGGAAAUGAACGAGAAAAUAUAAAAGCAAGGAAAAUUAAUAAAGAUUUAUGAUUUUACACUUUGUAUUAUUGGUAUUAAUGGAAACAAUAAAUUUUUUUAUGAUGCUAGCUAGCUAGUAAUGUAUUAGAAGUUGUUCAAAAAUUUAAAUAAAUUUUUUUAUAAUGUAUAGUAUACAGUAUAUACAUAAUUCAUUAUAUAAAAGAGUCACUACAUAUUUUACCAAGUCAAUUCUCUAGAAUCAGUACCACAACCAUCACCACCACCUUCUUUUGAAGCUUCACUGCCACAACCUCCGCCUAAACUACCUUCGGGUGCAACAGCGGCUCUAAACAAUCUUGCACCAUAUUUUUGAUACAUUUCUGUUACACCUCCAGCAGCGAUUAACUUUUCUUCCAUUAAAGACAACUCAAAUUUAAAUUCUUUACCACAACAAAUUACUUUACGAUCUUUUACUUCAACUUCGACUUCAACCCCUUCUUGUGCAAGUGUAUAAAAUUCAUCGUUAUUU
Molecule: messenger RNA, 1694 nt
Organism: Rhizophagus irregularis DAOM 181602=DAOM 197198
Lineage: Eukaryota; Fungi; Glomeromycota; Glomeromycetes; Glomerales; Glomeraceae
Source: RefSeq, a predicted model, not a curated record